AUGCGGACUACGAUCUCAAGCUUUCUGGCUCUCGCCUCUACGCAGCUAGCAUGGGCCGCACCGCCGUCAGCUCAUAGCAAGCCGUUCGAGCAUCUCAAGCGGCAGGCCAACUCAUCUUCAAGCGCGAAUUUGCAAGUCGAUCUUGGAUAUGAGGUCUACGAGGGCUACCACAACUCGACGUCCGAUCUUAACUCCUGGAAAGGUGUCCGCUAUGCAGCGCCUCCUCUGGGCGAAUAUCGCUGGCAGGCACCCCAACCGCCCUCGCAGAACCGGAGCAGCGUGAUCUCCGGCAGCGAAUAUGGACCGAUAUGCCCGCAGAGUCCCAAUGGUGGUUCUGCGGCUCCUGCGACGUACGGAGAUGAGGAUUGCUUGUUCCUGAACGUGUGGGCGCCGUCGAAUGCUGAAGGGUUGCCUGUGCUUGUUUGGAUCCAUGGCGGCGGCUACGGGCAAGGCUCUAACCAACAGGAUCUGUCGUAUAUCAUUGGCGAGAACGGCAACAACUUUGUCGGUGUUGCUAUACAGUACAGGCUUGGUGCCUUCGGGUUCCUCUCUUCGGACGAAGUCUACCGCAAUGGAGUCGUCAAUGCCGGUAUCUUGGACCAGACGUUUGCGUUGAAGUGGGUACAGACGUACAUUCACCUCUUCGGCGGUGAUCCGACCAAGGUGACUAUCUCUGGCGAGUCUGCCGGGGGUGGUUCAGUCAUGUUGCAGACGAUGGCCUAUGGUGGAUCGCUGGGCACUGAGCUUUUCCAGAACAGCUACUACGCCUUUGCAUACCACGCUGGUUGCUUCGGUGGAAACGCGUACGGAUUCGAGACCAAGAGCAGAACGAUCUUCAACUGUCUCGUUGGCAAGGACACGCAGACGCUUCAGAAUGCAAGCUUUGCUACCUCAGCGUCGGCGAAUACUGGCAUCUGGGGAUUCUUGCCCGUGACUGAUGGUGUUUUCAUCCAAGACCUGCCUUCCAGACAGAUGACGAAGGAGCGAGUGAAUGGCCAGCGAAUGCUGGUUGGCAAUAACGCCCAAGAAGGCGCUGGCUUUGUACCCCAAAACAUAACGACUGAGGGUGAUCUGCUUGACUGGCUGCAAUUGACUUUCCCCACGUUCAGUAACUCAGACAUAGCAAAGGUUCUGCUUUAUUAUCCCUCUAGCAAUGCUUCGACCGAUCCAUCUGCCGACGAGUACGCCACGAACGGGUACACUGGCGCUACUGCUCUCAACCAGUCUGCUGUAGGCACAGGCCAGCAACAGAGGGCAAACAAUAUCUACGCCGAAACCACUUUCGUCUGCCCGAGUUAUUGGAUGGCAGAGGCUUUCUCUGACCCGCCUCGAGCAAGCUACAAGUACCAGUACAGUGUGCUGCCUGCCCUGCACGGCUACGACGUCAGCGCAUACUUUGGCCCAGCAGCACCUCAGCAAGGGAACUCAUUUGCUCGAGCUUUUAUGCACAUUGUGGGCAACUUCGUCACCGUCAACGACCCUUCCAUCUCCCCGGCCAUCGCCAACGGCGCCUCGUCGGGCUCUAUGAACGCUAGCACUUCUGGCAAUGCUGCGACAAACUGGCCUCAGUUCGACAUCUACAACCCUGUCCAGCUCAAUCUUAACCAAACUGGUGGAAGGGAGAUCUCUCAGGAGACAAUUGGAGACAGGAACUCGACGAUUUACGUUAGUCCUGGUUUGAUGAACGACUUUAGCUUAGUCAACGCUUAUACUUGGGAGGGCGGCCGUGGUAUGCGGUGUGAUUUUUGGAAGAGCGUUGGAGGAAUUGUUCCUGAGUAG
Saxophila tyrrhenica is the source of this 1779-nucleotide messenger RNA. RefSeq lists its product as uncharacterized. The coding region runs from base 1 to 1779 and encodes 592 amino acids. Lineage: Eukaryota; Fungi; Ascomycota; Dothideomycetes; Mycosphaerellales; Extremaceae. The transcript is spliced from 12 exons. The record is from RefSeq and is a predicted model, not a curated record.